This is a messenger RNA of Rattus rattus (black rat), 3635 nucleotides long. It is a transcript of the gene Rspo2, whose product is annotated as R-spondin 2. The transcript is spliced from 5 exons. Lineage: Eukaryota; Metazoa; Chordata; Mammalia; Rodentia; Muridae. The coding region runs from base 1133 to 1882 and encodes 249 amino acids. The record is from RefSeq and is a predicted model, not a curated record.
GUCAGUGCUCUUUAGGACCUCAGGGAAACCGGAGCGUUUCUGGCUUUAGGACCCAGGAACUCUGAGGCAGCCUGGCUUUAGAUGUCUUGGACCACAGCACCACCUACUUAUAGAAGCAUCCCGAGCCUUAGCUUCUGUGCAUCUCCAUCGGAAAGUGCGCUGGCCACAUCCCUUCGGCCUCCCGGGCAGUGUUCUGUCUCCCCUAGCUCAAGCAGCGAGAAACUUCAGCUGUGAAGUGGUGGUGGAGAGAGCACUGGGAGCAGCGACUGGACCCGGACGCCAAGAGAAGAGCGGACUCGCCCCUCGCCUGGAAUCGCUCUCGCAGGCGGAGACCCAGCAUCCCAGCGCUUGCGGUUGUGCUUGCCCGGCCGCGCGCUUUUGCUACGCGCCGCUAGCCCCGAAGACCCUUGGGGUCCGGGGACCCUUCUGCAGCCGGCGGAUUCCCAAAGCUGCCAAGAGCUCCCGGCGGGUGUCCGCAAACUUUUUCCGAGCCCACGUGCUGACCAAACAGCCCGGCUCGCUUCCCGAGCCUGGGAUGGAGCGCCGCGCCUAGGCACGCCGUGCAGCCCGAGACAGGAGCGCACGGUAGGCGAUCCACACCUGGUGCCGCGGCUCUGGGAUAGCCCAUCUGGGGAGCGAAGGGCGUCAGAACGCCCCUUUCAAGCCCUGCGCGCGGCUGCUUCUAGAGCUCCUUCCCUUCCGCAGAGCUCGCACAACGCCCUUUCCCCAGGGUCAGAAGCCACUGCUCGGCAGAGGUUGCUAAUUCACUGAUUGUAAUCACCUUCCUCUCCAAGUCGCCGGCAGCUGUGUCAUCUGCGUUAAACUGCUGCGUGGGUCGUGCCAGUGAGUUCGCGUCCUCCCUCCCUCCUUUCUUUAAACCAAGAGGCGCGAAGGUGCAGGUACCUCCUCCGGGUUCUCUCGGUCCUCCACCCACCCAGCUUCUCUUUUCCUCAUCUCCCAGGUUCACCGCGGAGGGAGAGAUGCCCAUCGAGCCAAAUUGACCAUUGCAGCCCCUGGGCGGUGGCAUUUGUCUCUGAGUCCUCCCUAGGAGCGCGACCCGCACUGUCUCCUUGCAGGAGCCCAGCAUUUCCUCGACUUUUGAGAGGUGUCUCUCCCCAGCCCGACCGUCCAGAUGCGUUUUUGCCUCUUCUCAUUUGCGCUCAUCAUUCUGAACUGUAUGGAUUACAGCCAGUGCCAAGGCAACCGAUGGAGACGCAAUAAGCGAGGUGGGUCGCGCUCGCCUGAAGCUAGUUAUGUAUCAAAUCCCAUUUGCAAGGGUUGUUUGUCUUGUUCGAAGGACAAUGGGUGCAGCCGAUGUCAGCAGAAGUUGUUCUUUUUCCUUCGGAGAGAAGGGAUGCGCCAGUAUGGAGAGUGUCUGCAUUCCUGCCCAUCAGGGUACUAUGGACACCGAGCCCCAGAUAUGAACAGAUGUGCAAGAUGCAGAAUAGAAAACUGUGAUUCUUGCUUUAGCAAAGACUUUUGUACCAAGUGCAAAGCAGGCUUUUAUUUGCACAGAGGCCGCUGCUUUGAUGAAUGUCCGGAUGGUUUUGCACCAUUAGAUGAGACCAUGGAGUGUGUAGAAGGUUGUGAAGUUGGUCAUUGGAGCGAAUGGGGAACGUGUAGCAGAAACAACCGCACGUGUGGAUUUAAAUGGGGUCUGGAAACCAGAACACGGCAGAUUGUUAAAAAGCCAGCGAAAGACACAAUACCAUGUCCAACCAUUGCAGAAUCCAGGAGAUGCAAGAUGGCCAUGCGGCACUGUCCAGGAGGGAAGAGAACACCAAAGGCCAAAGAGAAGAGAAACAAGAAGAGACGGAAGCUGAUCGAGAGAGCCCAAGAACAGCACAGCGUCUUCCUUGCUACAGACAGAGUGAAUCAAUAAAAUACAAGAAAUAGCUAGGGCAUUUGGAGGCUUUCUGUUUUGUUUUGUUGUUGUUUUGCAAAAGUGCACAAAGCUACUCUCCGAUCCGCACUGGUGGACAGCAUUCCUGAUCCUCCGACCGGUAUCCAUUUCCAGUAAUGUUGCAAAGGGAGGUGCCCGAGCACAGACUCGGGGUUAUUUAUGUUUUGAUUAGAAUUUGGAGCCUGUGAUGGCAGGAGCUUGUUGAGCUGAAUCAGUGGGAGCUGAUGCGUCUGUACUCUUCUGAUGAGCACAGUUUGUCAUAAGACCCUGUUGCUGGCAUGGCGGACCUGCAGGAGGCACAAGGCUGUAGAUCGCCAUUGGAGAAUGCACCUGUGCCUACUCCUGUGGAUGACAGUGCUAAGCGGGCAAGCACUGUUCACUUGUGACUUUUAUAUCCCACACCGUGCAUUGUCAAAGACAAAUGAGCGUGGAAAAAGUGUUUAGUGUCACGUCACAGUGUUCUCAGCAUCAGUGAUCUUCAGAUGGUCCUACGAUGAGACUGCUUCCUAGCUAGGGUAUGCCGUGGAAAUUCCUGCUACAUUUCAUCCUAGUGCUAACAUGUACAGAUUCUGCUGAGCUACAUCCGAAGCUCCUUACUGUAUAUGUAUGCUUUCUGCGUGAAACAAGUUAUACCUGAUUGCUAAGAUGUCACUUUGUUUCUAGUGGUUCUUAACCAUGGUCUGGUACAUGGCUGUUCUAGUCUUGAAAAUUGACAAGUGUUUUGUUGCCUCUUGUUUUCUUUCGUUCCUAUUAUUUUGGAGGGGGUGGGGCGGGCUUGUUUCUAAUUGUAAGUAUAGGAUAAGCUAGUUUGUAUAUAGAGUCAAAUGAGUGAUGUCAGAGUUUCAGUGCUGAUAGAACUUCCCCAGCUCAUGUCACCACACACAGAGAGAAAAAGCAGCAUGCAGCAUCUGGCCAUCAGAAGCCAAACUCCUUUUGAGUCCAAAAAUUGGUGACUUAUGAAAUACAGCUGAAAAGAAGAAGAUUUAUGUGCAGUUGCUUGUAUUUAUUACACAAUCAAUUUUCCAAUUACAUUUUUUUUUUCAAACUCAAAAUAAUCCAUGACUUUGAACAGUAAGUCACCUGGCCAUAUUCUUGGGUCACUGGGGAAGCUGCUGUCAUGAAACCACUCAGAAAAUGAAAGAGAAAAUAGGGAUUCCCCCAAGUGAGAGCCACAGCUUACAUUUCUCAGUUGAGUCGAGAUCAACUACAUUAGAACCGAGAACAUGAUGGAUGCUUUCCAGUUGACUCACAUGGUCAUGGCUUCAGAAAUAUCUCUGUCCCCUAGGCUCAGUUGGUCCUUAGACCUAUGAAUUGGCAAGUUCUAAAUGCAUUAUUCUCCUGGACGAUCAAGGAGAAAAUUAGAACAAAGUAAGUUGUAUCGUUUUGAGAAAACAUCCAAAGCAAGACAAAGCCUUUCCUUGCCUUGCCUUGGCAAAACUACCUCUUUAGCAUUCUGUUGAUUCAGAAACAUCUUGCUGUUAUGUAUAGAUGUCUUAAGCUUCAUUAUGAAAAUACUGAUGCAAGAUAAGCCAUAUCUGAAUGUUGAAUUCAACUUUAGGGCUUGAACGUAAUCCUAAAGUGUUCACCUCUCUCUCUCUCUCAAUGCCUACUUACAUUCUAUUCCUAUUUACUAAGUGGGUAGGGGUCUCCUUAAUAUCAUACUUCAUUGUUAAUAAGUCAAUGCUUGUUAUGUUUCUGGGCUGUUUUGUGCAUUAAAAUCUCAAAAAUUGUU